AUGCCUGACUAUCAAGUUACCUUGAAGAGCCCCGAUGGAGAUGUCACCAUUAAUUGCGCCGAUGAUACAUACAUUCUCGACGCAGCCGAAGAGCAGGGAAUUGACUUACCUUACUCGUGCCGUGCGGGCGCAUGCUCUACCUGCGCUGCAGUUCUGGUUUCUGGCACGGUUGAUCAGAGUGACCAGAGUUUCCUAGACGAUGAACAAAUAGAGAACAACUUCGUCCUACUCUGUGUUGCGUAUCCGACAAGCGACUGUGUUCUUAACACCCACAAAGAGGAAGAUCUGUAUUGA
This is a messenger RNA of Penicillium verhagenii, 294 nucleotides long. RefSeq names its product ferredoxin. The record is from RefSeq and is a predicted model, not a curated record. The coding region runs from base 1 to 294 and encodes 97 amino acids. Gene Ontology annotation, molecular function: electron transfer activity; 2 iron, 2 sulfur cluster binding. The transcript has a single exon. Gene Ontology annotation, biological process: electron transport chain. NCBI's taxonomy places the organism in Eukaryota, Fungi, Ascomycota, Eurotiomycetes, Eurotiales, Aspergillaceae.